Messenger RNA from Pipistrellus kuhlii (Kuhl's pipistrelle), 4268 nucleotides. RefSeq names its product RecQ like helicase 4 (gene RECQL4). Gene Ontology annotation, cellular component: nucleus; cytoplasm; chromosome. Gene Ontology annotation, molecular function: ATP binding; four-way junction helicase activity; 3'-5' DNA helicase activity. The transcript has 20 exons. NCBI's taxonomy places the organism in Eukaryota, Metazoa, Chordata, Mammalia, Chiroptera, Vespertilionidae. Bases 180 to 4013 code for a protein of 1277 amino acids. Gene Ontology annotation, biological process: DNA replication; telomere maintenance; double-strand break repair via homologous recombination. The record is from RefSeq and is a predicted model, not a curated record.
CGCCCCGAUGACGUAGCCUCCCCCCAUUGGCCGUCGCUCCAGGAACCCGGGGAUUGGCUGCCCCAGCUUCGCGUUGGCUAAAACGCCCCGCCCCCGACCGGGCCGAGUCCCCAUUGGCUGUCGGCCGGCGGCGUCCUAAAGGCGGGAGAAGCGGGGCGCGGGGCGCGGGGCCGGCGCGCAUGGAGCGGCUGCGGGACGUGCGGGCGCAGCUGCUGGCGUGGGAACGCGCGUUCCGUCGGCAGCGCGGGCGGCGGCCGGUGCAGGAGGACGUGGAAGCGGCGCCCGAGGAAACCCGCGCGCUCUACCGGGAGUACCGCUCCCUGAAGGAGACCUUGCGUCCGGCCAGCGGCGCUGGACCCAGCGUCCACGCGCAGGCGCUUCCGGAGGCGGCCGAGGAGGUGCCCGAGCCCAGCUGCUGGGGAUCCCACCUGAAUCGGGCUGUAACCCGGGGUCUCCCUCCUGCUGCAGGGCGGAGCCCUCGCGGGUCUGUGCCUGACUAUGGGGAGAGGCUCAAGGCAAACCUGAAGGAUGCUCUGCAGGCCGGGCCAGCUCUGCGCCGAAUACCCCGACCUCUGCAAAGACCCCCACCCGAGGUGCCUUCCCCGGGGCUGCCAGCUGCAGGGGCUUCCCCCUUGUCUCCUGAAGAAGCCAGUGAGGUGCUGCCCCAGCUCCCCCGGCCCCAGCCAAGACCAGGCCGGCUCCAGCAGCUGCAGGAGUCCCUGAGCCUGCGGCUGAGCUCCCUGGAUCCCGGCUGGAUACAGAGGUGUCACAAUGAGGCCCAAGGUUUUGUGGGGACUCCUGAGGCCUGCCAUCCUGCCCUGGGUACAGAGGAGCCACAACCCCCGAUGUCAGGUGUUCCCCCUGAUCCUGGCCCCAGCCGGGGCCCUGAGGCACCUUUUCUGGGCUCAGAGGCUCCAGCUCUGAAGGUACUUGGGGUCAGUGCAAGGAGCCCCCUCCUGGGCAGCAGCCAAGGCAAGAAGCGGAGACAAAGUGGGGAGCCAAACGGGACUGCUACACAGGCCCAGCAGCACAGCAGCCAAGAAGGCUCCCCGCCAGAGGGAGCUGGGGCUGCACUGCAUGCAAGAGAAGACUGUCCAGGGGAGCCCAUGCCGGCGCAGCCCCUCCCCGGACCCUCAGCCCCCAGGCCAGCUGUGCGGGACGGGGGCAAUUACGUUCGGCUCAACCUGAAGCAGAAGCGCUAUGUCCGGGGCCCGGCCCUACGGGGCAGACUCCUCCGAAGGCAGGUGUGGAAACAGAAAUGGAGGAAGAAGGCGGAAUGUUUCGGGGGUGGGCAGUUCCAGGCCCCAGUCAAGGAUUCUUGCUUCCGGUGUGGGCAGCUCGGCCACUGGGCAUCCCAGUGCCCCAAAUCAGGCCCAAAACCUACCCGGGUUCCGGAGAAAGAGGAUGGUGAGGAUGAAGAGGACAUGCCCACGUUGCCCACGUUGGAGGCAGUGACUCAGAGGACACAUACUGCCUGCGGCCAGCUCCUUGGCGAGGAAGAUACGGGUCCUGCUGGGUCUGAGUUGCUAGUGCCCACGGAGGCACCGGUGCCUGGGGCACCCUGCCCAUCCCCAGCUGUGCCACCACUCUACCUGCCAGGUCCCUUGGGGCAGGUGGCAGAGACGCCGGUUGAGGUGCUGCAGGCCCUGGAGCAGCUGGGGCACCGAGCCUUCCGCCCUGGGCAGGAGCAUGCAGUUAUGCGGAUCCUGUCUGGCAUGUCCACUCUGCUGGUGCUGCCCACCGGCGCCGGCAAGUCCCUGUGCUACCAGCUCCCUGCGCUGCUCUACGCCCGGCGAAGCCCCUGUCUCACGCUGGUCAUCUCUCCUCUCCUGUCCCUCAUGGACGACCAGGUGUCUGGCCUGCCCCGAGGCCUGAAGGCGGCUUGCGUACACUCGGGCAUGACAAGGAAGCAGCGGGACUCAGCCCUGCAGAAGGUGAGGGGCCUCCCAGAGCAAGACCCUCGGGGGCCACAGGCAGGGCCCAGGGCAGUGGUCCUGACCUUGCUGUUCACAGGCUCGGGCAGGCCAGGUCCACGUGCUGAUGUUGUCGCCCGAGGCGUUGGUUGGAGCUGGGACUGGGAGCCCUGCCUGCCUCACUCAGCUGCCCCCAGUGGCCUUUGUCUGUGUAGACGAAGCCCACUGCCUCUCUCAGUGGUCCCACAACUUCAGACCCUGCUAUCUCCGUGUCUGCAAGGUGCUGCGGGAAUGCCUGGGUGUGCGCUGCUUCCUGGGCCUCACGGCCACGGCCACACGCAGCACCACCCUCGAUGUGGCCGAGCAUCUGGGCAUAGCCAAGGAGGCUGUCCUCAGGGGACUGGUCACCGUCCCUGCCAACCUGCACCUGUCUGUGUCCAUAGACAGGGACCCCGACCAGGUAGGUGUGCACAAACAGGGAGAGGCCUCGCCUCCCGGCCGCCCACACUGACCACUGUCCCUCGCCAGGCCCUGGUGACUCUGCUGCAGGGUGACCGCUUCCGCACCCUGGACUCCAUCAUCGUCUACUGCAACAGGCGCGAGGACACCGAGCGUGUCUCCGCCCUGCUGCGCACCUGUUUGCCUGGGACCAGGGCUCCGGGGCCUGGAGGUGAGGCUGGGCCGGGCUGGGCCUCAGACCUUCCCAUGCAUACAACCCACCAACCGUCUGUCUUUCCUGCAGGCCGGGCCCCGGAGGCUGUGGCUGAAGCCUACCAUGCGGGCAUGUGCAGCCGGGAGCGGCGGCGGGUGCAGCGGGCCUUCAUGGAGGGCCAGCUGCGGGUGGUGGUGGCCACAGUGGCCUUUGGGAUGGGCUUGGACCGGCCAGAUGUGCGGGCUGUUCUGCACCUGGGGCUGCCCCCGAGUUUUGAGAGCUACAUUCAGGCCGUGGGCCGGGCUGGGCGUGAUGGGCAGCCCGCACACUGCCACCUCUUCCUGCAGCCCCAGGGCGAGGACCUUCGGGAGCUGCGCAGACACGUGCAUGCCAACGCCAUCGACUUCCUCGCUGUGAAGAAGCUGGUGCAGCGGGCCUUCCCGCCCUGUGCCUGCGCCCAACGGCUGUCCGAGCAGGAGGGCGGCUCCUCCGAGCAGCCCAGCUGUGAGCAAACAGCCCGGUGCCCAGGCCACAAGCGGGCACUCCCAGUGCAGCCGACAGUGCAGGCUCUGGACCUGCCUGAGGAGGUCAUUGAGACUCUGCUGUGCUACUUGGAGCUGCACCCACGGCGCUGGCUGGAGCUGCUGGCACCCACCUACACUCGCUGCUGCGUGCGAUGCCCUGGGGGCCCCACCCAGCUCCAGGCCCUGGCCCGCAGGUGUGUCCCCCUGGCUGCAUGCUUGGCCAGGCAGCUGCCUGAGAACACAGGUGGGGGGAGUGGCACUGUGGAGUUUGACAUGCUGGAGCUGGUCGACUCCAUGGGCUGGGAGCUGGCCCCCGUGCGGAAGGCCCUCCGCCAACUGCAGUGGGACCCGGAGCCCAGGAAAGGUGUGGCUCGGGGCACAGGGGUGCUGGUGGAGUUCAGCGAGCUGGCCUUCUACCUGCACAGCCCUGGGGACCUGACCGCCCAGGAAAAGGACCAGAUCUGUGGCUUCCUUCAUGACCGAGUGCAGGCCAGAGAGCGGGAGGCCCUGGCCCACCUGCGCCUUAUGUUCCAGGCCUUUCACAGCGUAGCCUUCCCCAGCUGCGGGCCCUGCUUGGAGCAGCCGGACGAUGACCGCAGCUCCAGGCUCAAGGCCCUGCUCACCCACUACCUGGAGGAAGGGGGUCCAGUGGCUGAGAAGGAAGCACAGGGCCCAGAGCCGGGACAGGCCGAGCUCCAGGACUGGGAGGACCAGGUCCGCAGGGACGUCCGCCACUUCCUGUCCUCGUGGCCAGAGCAGCAGUUCUCGGGCAGGGCUGUGGCCCGCAUCUUCCACGGCAUCGGAAGCCCCUGCUUUCCAGCCCAGGUGUAUGGACGGGACCGACGCUUCUGGAGGAAGUAUCUGCACCUGAGCUUCCACGCCCUGAUCAAGCUGGCCACUGAGGAGAUCCUGUUGGGCCGCUGACCCCUGGCCACAGGCAGGCCAUGUCAGACACGGUGUGAACAGGCACACCGAGUGGCGGGUGCAGGACCCAGGAUGAGGGGCCGUCACUGUCUGGGACAGUGACUGACCAUCUUGGGCAAAGCCUGCUGCCCGGAAUGUGGGCACAAGGAGGCCCCAAAAUACAAAACAAAAGAUGCUGCAGUUGUUGCCGCACCCUCCUUUUCGGUGGGGCACACGUCGGGGCAGCCUUGGACACCACACAUCCCAGACAGACAC